This is a messenger RNA of Colletotrichum destructivum, 252 nucleotides long. RefSeq lists its product as uncharacterized. The transcript is spliced from 2 exons. Bases 1 to 252 code for a protein of 83 amino acids. Lineage: Eukaryota; Fungi; Ascomycota; Sordariomycetes; Glomerellales; Glomerellaceae. The record is from RefSeq and is a predicted model, not a curated record.
AUGCCAUACGCCCUGCGAGCAUCUCGUUUUCUCGCGUACGGUCCGACAGAGACUCAACGAUGGCUCCGUUGGCAAGCCAUCCGGAAUUCGAUCAUAACUUCCCGCUGCGGCAGAUAUCUCAGCUUGAACAAUGUACAUAAUCGAGAAACCGGAGCCCCUUGUCAACUCUAUCCAGGUACAACUCGCUUAAGCAAGGCAUUAAUAGGCAGACACACUUGUCAGAAACACAACGUUGCAGGGUCAGGCGUUUAG